Messenger RNA from Penicillium canescens, 270 nucleotides. RefSeq lists its product as uncharacterized. Lineage: Eukaryota; Fungi; Ascomycota; Eurotiomycetes; Eurotiales; Aspergillaceae. Bases 1 to 270 code for a protein of 89 amino acids. The record is from RefSeq and is a predicted model, not a curated record. The transcript is spliced from 2 exons.
AUGAUAAGUGACCACCUCAAUCAAGGGGAUGCCUCAAUCCACGAGGAAGACACCGAGCUGGGACCAGAGAUUAUGAAAAUGGAGUUGGCUUGGUUAGACGUGAUGUGUGAGGUGCUCAAUAGGCUCCAGUCGCUCAUGUUGUCGCAACUCGAAGGGAAAGAAGAAGAGAACAUGGCACUCCGAGAGCAAAUCGACUUUCUCAAAGGACUGCUGGAAGAAUGUCAUGAGCAAGAGAAGGCUGGUCAUCUGAUUGUCUUUGAGGGGUUUUAG